AUGUCGUUUUUUAAAGCGUUUAAGUCUCUGUACACGCCAUUGAGCCAGGACGAUGGUGCUCCAUUGCCGCCACCUGCAACUGCGAAUACUCAACCCAAUUCAUUUAAGACUAGAUUGGGUAGAUUAAACCCAUUCAGAAAUGAUUCCGUAUACUUACAAGACGAUGACAAUUACGUUACUUCAGAGCCGGGUUAUUUCGAACUCUCUAAAUGGGACAGGAUGUUGAUAUUUGCAUUGACCUUCGCUGGAUCAGUCUGUUGCUACUUAAUAUGUAUUUUCCUAUUCCCAGUGCUUGCCUUGAAACCAAGGAAGUUUGCAUUAUUAUGGUCAUUAGGUUCUGUCUUCUUUCUUAUAAGUUUUGGAGUUCUUCAGGGAUUCCAGGCCUAUAUGGUUCAUUUAUUCCUGUCCACUAGGAUCAUCUUCACCGUAGUAUUUAUCACCAGUAUUGUGUUGACGUUGUUUAGCAGCUUGAAGUUGAAGAGCACAUUGUUCUCCAUAAUAUUCGCAGCGAUUCAGUUGCUUUCAGCUUUAUGGUACACGGUGAGUUAUUUCCCAAUGGGAACCCAAACGUUGAAUUUGGCAGGUACUGUGGCUAGGAGCCAGGUAGAGGGUUGGAUGAGCACGUAA
Molecule: messenger RNA, 627 nt
Organism: Dujonia railenensis
Lineage: Eukaryota; Fungi; Ascomycota; Pichiomycetes; Serinales; Debaryomycetaceae
Source: the annotation of a GenBank genome assembly